This is a messenger RNA of Ylistrum balloti, 990 nucleotides long. Its product is annotated as platelet endothelial aggregation receptor 1-like. The record is from RefSeq and is a predicted model, not a curated record. The transcript has 8 exons. The annotation marks the transcript as partial. NCBI's taxonomy places the organism in Eukaryota, Metazoa, Mollusca, Bivalvia, Pectinida, Pectinidae.
AUGGCGACAAGUAAGGAGUUACGGACUAGAAGAAUUGUCAUAGUCAUUUACAGCAUCCUAUAUGUUGCCCUAUCAGAAGAAAACAUUGCGUUAAGGAAAGUGGCCAUUCAAAAGGAUGCUUAUCAAAGUUAUUGGGCAGGAAAGGCUGUGGACGGAUGUUUGGAUACACACUUUGGCAAUGGUUGUUGUUCACAUACAAGUGCUAACCAGAUAACGGCUUGGUGGCGCGUCGACUUGGGGCAGCUAAGCAUCGUCAAGGCUAUCAGAAUAUACUUUAGGACAAAGUUUCCAGAACGUGUAGCUGGGUAUCAAAUUUAUGUCACCAACUCUUCAGAGCAUGCUAACUUGAUGGGACACGGGAUUCUAGUAUACAGUGAAACCAGCAGGACGGCGGAUGAGGUGCAGACACCAGCUACACACACGGGAACAUACACGACACGCUACGUAACCAUUUAUAAUCAUAGGGAAACUCCAAAACGGCAUAACUGGUAUUCUGACAAGGCAUUUCUAGAAAUUUGUGAGGUUCAAGUGUUUGGAUGUAUAGCAGGAAAGUAUGGAAGGGGUGAUUGUAGUCAGACUUGCUCCAUGGGCUGCUUUCACGGAACCUGUGACCCUACUAGUGGAGUUUGUCUAUAUGGUUGCGUUCAUGGAAAAUAUGGUGACAAAUGUGAAGACGACUGCUCAACGUCCUGCCUUAACAACGAUUGUGAUAAGACCACCGGCUACUGCUACGAUUGCAUUUCUGGAAAGUACGGUUCUACCUGCGAAUACAGUUGUUCAUCGAACUGUCUCGACACUACCUGUGAUAAAAUCAUUGGAAGAUGCUUUCAGUGUGUUGCGGGGUUUCAUGGUAACACCUGUAAUGAGGAAUGUCCCGCCAGUUGUUCGAAUGGUCUAUGUGAUAUGGAUACCGGAAUGUGUUAUAGCUGCAAUGAUGGAUUCCACAGCCCUCUCUGUGUGCCAUGUCCAAUUGGCUGUAGCAAUAGCACG